AAGCCGGGUGCCCCUGGGAGCCUGGCUAUCAUGCCAUCUCCUCUCCCUGUCUCCUUCCUUCUCUUCCUUCUCUUAGUAGGAGGCAGGCCCCAGAAGUCCUUACUGGUGGAGGUAGAAGAGGGAGGCAAUGCUGUGCUGUCAUGCCUCUGGGACUCCUCACCUGCUUCUUCUGAGAAGCUGGCCUGGUCCCGAGAUAACCAGUCAACACCCUUCCUGGAGUUGAGCCCCGGGUCCCCUGGCCUGGGUCUGCACGUGGGGCCCCUGGGCGUAAUGCUAGUGAUUGUCAAUGUCUCGGACCAUACGGGAGGCUUCUACCUGUGCCAGAAUAGUUUCCCUUUCAAGGACACCUGGCAGCCUGCCUGGACAGUAAACGUGGAAGAUAGUGGGGAGCUGUUCCGGUGGAAUGCUUCAAACUUGGGAGACCUGGACUGUGACCAAGGGAACAGGUCCUCCGGGAGCCAGAGGUCCACUUCUGGUUCCCAGCUGUAUGUGUGGUCUAAAGACCGACAUGAUUUCUCGAGAACAAAGUCUGUAUGUGCCCCACGGGGGAGCAGUCUGAAUCAGAGUCUAAUCAACCAAGAUCUCACUGUGGCCCCUGGCUCCACACUUUGGCUGUCCUGUGGGGUACCCCCUGUCCCAGUGACCAAAGGCUCCAUCUCCUGGGCCCAUGUGCAUCCUAAGAGGUUUAACACUCCAUUACUGAACCUAAGCCUUGGGGGAGAGCACCCAGUCAGAGAGAUGUGGGUUUGGGGGUCUCUUCUGCUACUGCCCCAAGCCACAGCUUUAGAUGAAGGUACCUAUUAUUGUCGACAAGGAGGCCAGAUCAUGGAGAUGCACGUGAAGGUCAUUGCAAGGUCAGUGUGGCUCUGGCUGUUGAGGACUGGUGGAUGGAUAGUCCCAGUUGUGACUUUAGUAUAUGUCAGCGUCUGUAUGGUUUCUCUGGUGGCUUUUCUCUAUUUUCGAAGAGCCUUUAUUCUGAAGAGGAAAAGAAAGCGAAUGACUGACCCCGCUAGGAGAUUCUUCAAAGUGACGCCUCCCUCAGGAAACGGGACCCAGAACCAGUAUGGGAAUGUGCUCUCCCUUCCUCCAUCCACCUCUGGCCAGGGCCAUGCUCAGCGUUGGGCUGCUAGCCUAGGGAGUGGCCCUGGGUCCUAUGGAAAUCCACGCAUUGAAGUCCACGAUGUUGGAGCUCAGAGCCAUGAAACAGGACUGGAAGAAGACGGGGAGGCCUAUGAAGAGCCAGACAGUGAGGAGGGCUCUGAAUUCUAUGAGAACGACUCCAGUCUUGGGCAGGACCAGCCAUCCCAGGAUGGGAGUGGCUAUGAGAACCCUGAGGAUGAACCCAUAGGACCAGAGGAGGAAGACUCCUUCUCCAAUGCUGAGUCUUAUGAAAAUGCAGAUGAGGAGCUGGCCCAACCUGUUGGCAGGAAAAUGGACUUCCUGAGCCCCCAUGGGUCUGCAUGGGACCCCAGUCGGGAAGCAUCUUCGCUUGGGUCCCAGUCCUAUGAAGAUAUGAGAGGGAUCCUGUAUGCGGCGCCUCAGCUCCAUUCAAUGCGGUCUGGUCCUAGUCACGAGGAAGAUGCAGACUCUUACGAAAACAUGGAUAAGUCUGAAGACCCAGAACCAGCAUGGGGAGGAGAGGGCCACAUGGGGACUUGGGGUACCACGUGACUCUCAAGUGACUAGCCUGGACUUCCUUAGGUCUCAAGAACCACAUCUGACUCUGAAAUCUGGAGAUCCCAAGCAGAUGGUGUCAGUCAGUCCUAAACAAGUCAAUAACCUUGUUUAGGAUGUGUGCAUGCAGACACACACACACUCACAUGCAUACACAAGCAAAACUUCCUUCUAACCCUUUUUGCUUUCCCCAAAUAAACUCAAUUAGCCAAUCAAAUUCUCUGAAGCAUGCCCUUGUGUGGGAGAAGAAGGAAUGAUGGGGCUGAAUCCAGCCCUGAAUCACCCUGAGGAAGGAGAACUAAGGUCUGAAUACAUCCUGGCUCUAGCCUUCCCAUGGCCUGGCAUUUAGCCACUAACAUCCAAUGAUGCAAAUAUGAUGUUCAGCCACUAUUCCAUGGUGCCACACAAGGGAGAGACAGUGAUGGGACUGGCAGUCUGGCAGUCUGGCAGUCUGUUUGGUUGGAACCCCUGCUCACCACUGCACAAACUGGGAAACCCUGUCUGCCCUUCUCUUGACCCUGCCUGCUUCAGGCUAACAGGUCCCCCUCACCUCCUCAGGCAACCCACCUGAGUGUCUGUCCAGGGGUUCAGCUUCUGACUAUAUGUGGACACCAUCCCAGCUCUGAGCUUACAUAUCAUCACCCCUUGUCUAAGACCUGUAAAACUCCCUUACCUUAGCCCAGGUGUGCCAUUUCCCUGCCCCCUCCUCCGUCCUUGGGAACCUGUGAAUCUACUCAAGAGCUGCUCUCAAUAAAUCUGCCUUUAUACUUCUUAA
This is a messenger RNA of Arvicanthis niloticus (Nile rat), 2449 nucleotides long. It is a transcript of the gene Cd19, whose product is annotated as CD19 molecule. NCBI's taxonomy places the organism in Eukaryota, Metazoa, Chordata, Mammalia, Rodentia, Muridae. Gene Ontology annotation, biological process: B cell receptor signaling pathway; B cell proliferation involved in immune response; regulation of B cell activation. The record is from RefSeq and is a predicted model, not a curated record. Gene Ontology annotation, cellular component: external side of plasma membrane.